Molecule: messenger RNA, 2991 nt
Organism: Poecilia latipinna (sailfin molly)
Lineage: Eukaryota; Metazoa; Chordata; Actinopteri; Cyprinodontiformes; Poeciliidae
Product: calcium-binding protein 39-like
Exons: 9
Coding region: 250-1254 (334 amino acids)
Biological process (GO): intracellular signal transduction
Molecular function (GO): protein serine/threonine kinase activator activity
Source: RefSeq, a predicted model, not a curated record
UAACUUUUCAGAAUACUGGAGCGCGACCAGAUGGAAUUCUGCACUCCCUUCUUUACGGAUCCCUCACGUUUUAAAUUGUAUCGCAGACAUUUUUAGCAGACUUUUAGCGGUCAACAAACAGCCCUGGUGUGAACACGGAGUCUUUACUUUCAGGCUCGGCUGCGCUGUGAACCGGGACUGAAGCGGUCAGGACAUUUAAAAGACACCAAACAUCUUCUCGCUGUCUCGAAGCGUUAACGGGUGUCCGUCAUGCCGCUGUUUGGUAAAUCCCACAAGAGUCCAGCGGACAUUAUCAAGACCCUAAAGGAAAACCUGGCCAUCCUGGUCAAACAUGACAAGAAGACAGACAAGGCGUCUGAGGAGGUUUCAAAAUGCUUGGUGUCGAUGAAGGAGAUUCUCUACGGCAGCAACGACAAGGAGCCGCACACCGAGACCGUGGCCCAGCUCGCGCAGGAGCUGUACAACAACGGCUUGCUGAUUGCGCUGGUAGAGAACCUGCAGUAUAUAGAGUUUGAGGGGAAGAAGGACGUUUGUCAGAUCUUUAACAACAUCCUGAGGAGGCAGAUUGGAGCGAGGAGCCCCACGGUCGAAUACUUGUGCUCCCACCAAGAGGUUCUCUUCGUCCUGCUGAAAGGAUACGAAACCCCGCAGAUAGCGCUGAACUGCGGCAUCAUGCUGAGGGAAUGCAUUCGCUACGAGCCACUCGCCAGGAUAGUUCUCUAUUCUGAACAUUUUCACAGCUUCUUCAGCUACGUGGAAAUGUCCACAUUUGACAUCGCUUCUGACGCCUUUGCCACCUUUAAGGAUCUCCUUACAAGACACAAAGUGGUCGUGGCUGAAUUCCUCGAAAAGAACUACGAUGCUGUGUUUGCUAACUAUGAGAAGCUGCUGCACUCUGAGAACUACGUCACAAAGCGGCAAUCGCUUAAGCUUCUGGGCGAGCUGUUACUGGACAGACACAACUUCACGGUGAUGACAUACUACAUCAGCAAGCCUGAGAACCUCAAGCUAAUGAUGAAUCUGCUCAGAGACAAGAGUUCCAACAUUCAGUUUGAGGCCUUCCCCGUUUUUAAGGUGUUUGUAGCGAACCCCAACAAGACGCAGCCCAUCGCCGACAUCCUACUGAAGAACCAGACCAAACUAAUUGACUUCUUAAGCAACUUCCAGAAGGACCGCACAGACGACGAGCAGUUCAACGACGAGAAGACGUACCUUAUCAAACAGAUCAGGGAUCUGAAAAAACCAGCCUCCUAGAAGAAACCCUCCGAUCCCACCCAGCUUUUUAUUAAUAGGAAGGUGUAGAAAAUAGAAAGGAAAAAAAAAACACAUUAACAAUAAUGGUUGUACUAUUUAAAAAUAUUAUUUCUGUUUGUUGGUAAAAGUAGCUCACAAUCAAUGAUCUAACUUUUGUAAAUUUAUUUUUUUUAUUUAGAAAAUCUUUUUUGUUUUCAUGUGUAGCAUGUAGCUCAAUGUGUUGGAAGCAUCUGAUUUGCUUUGUUAAACGAACCAGCAGGGGGGAAAAAGAAAAAAAAAGACGACUUGGGCUAAAAAUGCUUUCUCCUUCCGCCGCUUCUUAAAGGUGAAAUUUGCAAUCAUGUGAAGUUGCUGCAAAUCGCCAAAAUCUUGAAGGAUGUUUUUUUUUUUUUGUUGUUUUUGUUUUUCUGACAAAGAGAUUCUUGAUGGAAGAUGUUAGCAGAGUAUGGAGUGAAAAUAGUCUCAAAAUACCUGUGCGCGUGUAAUACUGGAUUUGUAAUCCAUGUAAGCAUCUUUGUGUGUAACUUUGGAGAUUUGUAUCUGUGAAACAUGAUUUGUAAACCGUAAAAAGAAAAUUUGUGCAUAACUCUGGGUACUUGUAAAUAUGUGGUCAAAUGCAUACACAAAUAUGAAGAAAUUACGAAUAUAAAAUAAAAGUACACACACGCAAUUACAAUUUCUACAAAUGUAAAAUUUCUACGCACAAAUUUUUUUUAACUACAACCUCACAAAUCUGAUAAAUACGAAUUCAAACCUUUGCCUACGAGUAGCCUGAUGCACACAGACAAAACUGCAUUUACGCACAGAUCCGGUUACGACUGCACAAGGAUUUUUGAGACUCAUUUCACUCUUCAGACAGCCUCAAAUGAGUGCGUAAGUGAUGUGUUUAAAUGCUGGCGGAAAGCUGGAUCAUAUGAGUUUUGCUCAGUCUGUUGUUUUCAUCCUCUGAACGUUUGUCACUGUGCUUGUGCCAAAGUGGCAAUGAGGUUAUUUCGUUGGGAAACGGAAUAUUUCAGUACUUCUUUAUCCACCUUAUUCCUAGCCUCCAUGAGGCUUUGCCUGAUUUAUGGGCACGACUUCUGCCGCAAACUGGAACCGCCAUUUGUUUACAUGUUGCAAGUCGCUAACCGGCUUUUGUCAGAGGUUUUAGGCUAUAAAAUAUGUACCAUCACAGCUUAAACAUGGUAAUAUUGUUUUACCGCUACCUAUAGCUAUUGCAAGGAGGAAUAGCGACAUGAAGAAAUGGCCGCAAAUAACCCGCAUUAGCAUAUUUAGCUACUUCACUAAGUAUAUCUCCACUUAUAAGGUUGAACUGAAGGGGAGAUUGUUUAAUGGUGACAACAGUACAAAAGAAACUUUAGUAAUUUAUGCAUGUUUUUGUGUGUUCCACUAAAAUCUAAGUAGGAUUUUAGAGUCCUCCCCCCGCCCACCCUGCCCCAGCCUCCAGGUUCUGCGUUACGGCCCUGCGUUUGCUGUCACAGCGCAUCGCGCUGCGGCUCCACAACUCAGAUGUCCCGCUGCACAGAUUUGUGACGCUUAUCUUAAUAUUAAUGAUUAUAAUGGCGUUUAGUUGCGCAACUUCACGGACACGUUCAUUCGUGUCUGUUUUCAUGUUUAUUGCGAUGUUCAUAAUAGUCUCGAUGUUUGCAAUUUGUUGUAGCGCAACGUCAGUACAUCACUAGCAGCCACAAUCUAAACUUAGAGUACAGCUACGAACAGCCCAACUGUAACCCCCCC